This is a messenger RNA of Chiloscyllium plagiosum (whitespotted bambooshark), 3635 nucleotides long. Lineage: Eukaryota; Metazoa; Chordata; Chondrichthyes; Orectolobiformes; Hemiscylliidae. The record is from RefSeq and is a predicted model, not a curated record.
CUGUUUUUUCCAGCACCACUCUCAUCUAGAAUCUGGUUUCCAGCAUCUGCAGUCAUUGUUUUUACCUAAAAUCUGCCUAACAACAGGCCUAGGUGAUAACAGCUGUGCAAGUGAAGCAGAAGUCCAGAUUGAGUUACUUGCUAAAAGGUGUAAGGUUUUUACAUAUGGAGACAAUGGCAGCAGAAUCUAUGUUUACAAUGGUUGGUCUGCUAGUAUCUAAAGUGCCUGGAAGAUGUCAAAAAUGGCAUGUUGUAAUCAAUCAAGCAUUAAACCAUGCAUUUAUGUGCAAAAUUAGAUAGAGUUUUGGUUUCAUAGAUAGCUAUAAAAAACAAGGUUGAUGUAAUUCACAUUGCCAUGAAGAUAAAUCAAGAUCCAGAAGAGAUUGAGCAAGAGGCAAGCAUCUGUGGUUUAUUGUAAAGGAAUGUGAGGUGAAUUACUUCACACUUUGAUUGAUAAGACCAAAUUCAGGAGGAUUUUAAACAAGGCUGGAGAAUUUCACCUUACUUGUGCUAGAGGGUGAAUCAUCAAGAAAAACCUUAACUGUGGAAGACAAAUCUGGGUUUAAGAGUUAAACAGCUGGAAAAGAAAGGGAAGAGAAAUAAACCCUCAUGAGUUAAGAAUUAUUUUACACAGGGUCCAGGAAAAAAAAUGACUGCUUCUGGGACAGUGUCAUGUGCACCUUUGAAGUGAGUGUUUAUAGUAAAUGGGGCAAGAUCUGGUUUGUAGUUUAAAAUAUAGGUUACAUAGAAAUUGUGCUUACUUAAUAGGAGUUUUUGUCUGUUUGUUACAGUAAAGUUCGUAAAUCAUCAAUUUUAAUGUGAUACCCUUUCAGCUUUCACUGGAAGUUUAAUUUUCAUUUAUAUCAUCAUUUAUAUUACCAGUUUCCACAGGGAUCAUAACAUAUGUUAUGAUAUUUCUAACAUUUAAUAAUGCCUCACAGCUUGUAGGGUUUCCAGCGUACUAAUGCUGGAACUAUUGUCUAUCUCCAGAAUUUCUAUUGCAUUUGUCUCAAGUAUAUUUUGCUCAUUUGUCACCUAUUACAAGUACCCUGUGAGACAGUAAAGCAAUCUUAAUGUCUAAUGCAUCAAAUGAAUCUCUGAGUCAAAUUACUGUUUGACUUCUGUUGUACCAAUUUAGAAUUGUCUGUGAGCUCACUUGCCACAUGCAUUAAUGUACAAGAAUCUGUUCUUUGCAGACAGGAAGAAGAAUUGGCACACACUGCUAUAGUUAUCCAAACUCAGAACAUAUUUUCAGGGGUCAAAAAAAAUUCUGAGAUUUUAUCUUUAUAUAUAAAAAGUUGAAAAACAUUUCAAUUUUUAAGCAAGAAUAGAAUUUUCAUCUCUACAGACUUACAAUGUUCUGGACUAGAUUGCUUUCAAAACAAUAUAUGUCAUUUCCUGAAGACCUUUUCUCGAAAUAGCCUCAAUUGAUCAGAGUUGACUUGCAAAUCAAUUGGCAAUCGUUUUGCAUUCAAUGGAAACUUUAACACCUUUGAAAUUGGAAGGCUUGUGUCUGAAUAGAUGAGUGAAAGAUGAAAAACUUUGCAAGCGUGUUCCUUUCUUCAAUAGCAAAUAUAUAAUCUUAUCAGUUUUCCUCAACAGAUGAAAUAUAUUUGUGACAGUCGAAUAAAAUGCAGAUCGUAUGUUGUCUGCUGGAAUAAGAAUAAUCUUAUGGAUCCUUACAUACUGUUUGUGCAUUCAAAAUCAUUUCAAACAGACAGAUGACUACUGAAGUGUAACCACUGUUGUGAUGACAAGAAAUGUGACAGCAACAUUCCAAAAAUGAGAUGAAAUAAAUAAUCAAUUUAGUAAAACUGAAACAAUCCUACUCUUCUUGAAGUAGAGACGCAAAAUACUUACAUCUGCCUGAGAGGGCAGACAGGAUAACAAAUUAACAUCUGAUAUAUUUUUUUAAAUCUCUUCAGGGCUGAAGUGGAAACCAAUUAUGUGCACUGAAGCUUCUCAGGUGGCAUUUUAACUCACAGUCCUCUGGCUUAAAGGUGCUGGUAUUGUCACUGAUGUGAAGCUAACAUCAUAGUGGUCUUGCUGAGCCAUUAUUUGUUUCCAAUCUUCACUCCUAUUACAUGCCAUUGUUAGAUCCAAGACACAGAAAUGACUUGUCUGUAACUUUCUCCAAACUUCAUAUAAAGACUUUUUCAUUUCUAUUUGCAUUUCAGUGGGACUUAGUAUGUGACAAUGGCUGGAAAGGGCCAUUUUCUACGUCAGUAUACUUUAUAGGAGUGCUGGCUGGUUCCUUUAUUGCAGGACAGUUAGCUGACAGAUUUGGAAGGAAGAAAGUUAUGUUUUUAACCUUGGCUUUACAGACUGUAUUUGGCAUAAUUCAAACAUUUUCUCCAAACUGGGAAAUAUUCUGCACUUUCAAUUUUCUUGUGGGUCUCGGGUCAAUUUCAAACUAUAUGGUGGCUGUUGUUCUAGGAUCUGAACUUGUUGGGAAAUCUGUUCGUAUCAUAUAUGCUACAAUAGGGAUUGGCACUUCCUACGCAGCCGGUUAUAUGUUCCUGCCUUUUGUUGCAUACUUCAUACGAAGCUGGGAGAUAUUGAUUUUGACGUUGGCUCUCCUUGGCUUUCUGUAUAUUCCUUUGUGGUGGUUUAUUCCUGAAUCUCCACGCUGGCUUCUGAUAAAGGGAAGGAUACAGGAGGCUGAAGAAAUAAUAAGACAAGCUGCAAAGAAAAAUGAUGUCACCACACCAGUAAUGCUCUUCAGUGAUCUUGAGCUCCAAGAUAUGAAAGCUAAAAGUAAUCAAUCCCAAGCAGUUAUGCACUUGUUUACAACCUCUAAUAUCCGGACUACCACGAUCCUGAACAUUAUAAUAUGGAUGGUUCUGGCAACUGGAUACUAUGGUCUGUCUUUGAAUGUGCCCAAUCUCCAUGGCGAUGACUAUCUGAACUGUUUCUUGAUGGGUGUCAUUGAAGUUCCAGCCGCUAUAGCUGCUUACAUUUUUCUCCAGAGGUUUCCCCGAAGGUUCAGCCUUUCAGGCAUUCUUUUUCUUGGUGGAGUUGUCCUUUUGCUCAUCCAGAUUAUACCUUCAAAUCUUUCAGUUCUAGCCACAGUACUGACGGUGAUUGGAAAAUUUACUAUUGCAUGCGGCUUCCUAAUUGUUUAUGUCUAUGGUACUGAGCUGUACCCAACUGCUGUAAGAAGCAUGGGUGUAGGACUGUCCUCAACAGCUUCCAAAGCAGCCACCAUCAUCUCACCAUACAUUUUCUACCUUGGUCUGUAUCAUGAGUUUCUGCCUUUCAUUGUACUGGGAUGUUUGAUGGUGCUUUCAGCAAUUCUGACCUUGAUUCUGCCUGAGACAUUCAAAAUUCCACUCAAAGACACCAUUGAUCAAAUGGAGAAAAUAAAGAGGUUCAAUUACAAAAGGAAACACAAAGAUCAACCUUAUCAAGGUGAAACAACUAGAGAAAACAAUAUGGUGAUCACUAAAAGGGAGGAUAUAUAACCCAGCCCUGGACACAGAUCGGCAGAAACAGAUAAUGAGCAAUCAAUCCUUUCUUUUCACUUUAUAUCAUAAACAAAUAUUAUGUCCUUUUCAAAUAUGCUUAGCAAUGCGAUUUCUGAGAAGAUUUGUAGCUCAGGAUGAGGUUCAGGUUGUAAGUUUGCUCACUGAGCUG